Molecule: messenger RNA, 6560 nt
Organism: Engraulis encrasicolus (European anchovy)
Lineage: Eukaryota; Metazoa; Chordata; Actinopteri; Clupeiformes; Engraulidae
Gene: phc2b
Product: polyhomeotic homolog 2b (Drosophila)
Exons: 15
Coding region: 20-3400 (1126 amino acids)
Biological process (GO): negative regulation of DNA-templated transcription
Cellular component (GO): nucleus; PRC1 complex
Molecular function (GO): chromatin binding; histone binding; zinc ion binding
Source: RefSeq, a predicted model, not a curated record
UUGGGGUUCUCCCGAGGGAAUGGGCCACCACACGGGCUCCCCCGGAGCGCCCAGGAGUUUGCGGCGAGUGUGCCCGAGGGGUAGCCGCGGGUCCAAGGUGAGGCGGCGGGACAGCAGCAUGGAGGGUGAGCAGGGCACCCCCGCCCCCUCCAGCUCCAACUCCACCUCCGUCACCACGACAACCAACAACAACAAUAACAACAACAACAGCAGCAGCCACCACAACCACAACAACCACAACCACGCCAACAACACUAGCAGUAGCAGCACUAGCACUAGCAGCAAUGCUAACGCUAAUGCUAACGGCACCACCAGUGCCACCGGCGCAUCCAGCACAAGCGGCACCAGUACCACCACCACCACCGCUGCCACGGCCAGCAGCAGUGCCAACGGAGGUGCCAACGGGGGUGCCAACAGCAACUCCACCAGCACCAGCACCAGUAGCAGCAGCAACAGCGGUGGCCGGCAAACCCUCCCACAGAUCUCCGUUUACAGUGGCAUUCCCGACAGGCAGACGGUCCAGGUGAUCCAGCAGGCGCUGCACAGGCAGCCCAGUACGGCAGCCCAGUACCUGCAGCAGAUGUACGCAGCUCAGCAGCAGCACCUCAUGCUGCAGACGGCCGCCCUACAGCAACAGCACCUCAGCACCGCACAGCUGCAGAGCCUGGCCGCAGCCACACACACACACGCCAGUAUUGCUGCCGGGAGGCAGGGCACCUCUUCCCCACAGACAGGAUCCUCUCAGGCUACGAUUAACCUGACCACCUCUCCGGCAGCUGCUCAGCUCAUCAGUCGGGCCCAGAGUGUGAGCUCGCCGGCGGCGGGCAUAUCCCAGCAGGCCGUGCUGCUCGGCAACCCCAGCAGCCCCACCACCCUCACCGCCAGCCAGGCGCAGAUGUACCUGCGCGCCCAGAUGGCUCAGCAAAGUAACCUUGUGCAAGUAGCUAGGAGCCUAGGACGUGCUGUUCCUUUGUCCCCUCAGCUCAUCUUCACCCCCACGGCCACCGUCACCGCCCUGCAGACCGACGCCGCGGCCCAGUCCGCCUCCGCACAGGUGCAGAACCUUGCCAUCCGUAGCCAGCAGGGGGCUCCAUCCUCCUCUUCCUCGUCCUCCUCCUCUUCUACCUCCUCUACUUUCACUACCACCUCCUCCUCUUCCUCCUCCUCCUCCUCCUCCACCCUGACCCAAACGCAGGCACUGCAGGCUCUGAGUCUUAAGCAGACGCCCAUCUCCAUCCAGCCGGCAGCCCUGAUCAAGACGCCCACCCCCGGCAUCAAGCCGGCCCCGGCCCUAGCCCCUGCUCCCGCCUCCAGCGAGGCCAACCACCAAUCGGAAGGCGUGAAGAAGAGCGAAGGCGCCAUGGUUACGGAGGCCCGGGCCGUGAACAUGAGUCGGAACGUGGGCAGCGUGGGAGCACACCCCCUCAUCGCCCCUGCCUACGCCCACAUCCAGCCUCACUCCCUGGUCAAGCAGCAACCCCAGCAGUUUGUCAUCCAGCAGCAGUCAACUCCGGCCCUCCAGAGAACGGCCACCGCGUCCACUGCCACCGUCACCACCGGCGCCGGCACCACCACCAUGGCCACCCAGCUCCACCUCCAGACGGCCUCCAUCCAGCCCCACACCCUCCACGCCGCCCAGCCCCUCACCCUCACCACCACCCACGCCUCCUCCACAGCAGCGCCACCAGGCCCAGGCCCGGGCCCGGUACCCGUGCUGCCCAAACUCGCACCCUCCUCCUCCUCCUCCUCCCAGACUCCGAACCAGCACCACCAUCACCCACCCCUCCACACCAGCCACCAUCAGCACCACCCCCACCACCACCACCACCACCCUCCAGCUCCCACGCAGCAGGCCACUAUCUUCCACUCCACCACUGUGAGUCCCCACGCCCUCGGCCACCACCACCACCACCAACACCACCAUCACCAUCACCACCAGGGCCACACGGCGCACAUCCAUGCACACGCCACUCACGCCGCGCUCAGCCAGGCCAAGUCCCUUCAGCCUGUCCAGCUCACUGCCAUCAACCUGCAGAUACACCCCACCCCCAACCAGGCGUCGCGGCUGGCCCCAGAGUGUAAGGAUAAGCCCACGUCGCUGGUGGUUCGGGAGAGCUGCCCUCCGCACAGCUCCCAGCAGCCCGCCUCCGCCUCCCCCCAGGGGGCCAAGCCUGCCGAGCUCAGCCAGCCCAAGACGCCCACGCCCACCCCCACGCCCACCCCUGCCACCGCCACCACCACCACCACCCCAACUGCAACCGCCACCGCCACCACACAGCAACCGCAGACACAAGCAGGAAGCCCGGUGAGGGUGAACAACAACACCUCGCCAGAGACGCCCCCUCCAGCCAUGACUUCAGGAAACGACUGCGAAGCCCCCUCCGUGGUGGUUGGCAGCACCGCGCAACAGAACGGGGAGAACAAGCCGCCUCAAGCCAUCGUCAAGCCGCAAGUCCUCACGCACAUCAUCGAGGGCUUCGUCAUUCAGGAAGGCGCCGAGCCGUUCCCGAUGGAGAGACCGCCCAUCCAGAACGACAGCCCAAAGAAGCCAGACCAGCAGCUGCCGUCCGACUCUGAGAGGUCCCCGGCCCACAACCUGGCCAACAACACUGACUCAGAGCCAGAGGAUGCUAACCAACAAGAUAUGAAGGAUCCGGAUGAAGAACCUAAGCUGACCUGUGAGUUCUGUGGCUGGGUGGACUUCGCCUACAAGUUCAAAGGCACCAAGCGCUUCUGCUCCAUGGUGUGCGCCAAGAGGUAUAACGUGGGCUGCACCAAGCGGAUUGGCCUGUUCCACCCAGACCGCACCAAGACAAGCAGCCGCUGGAGACGCAGACCCCACAGGGGACGACCCAGUUCAGACGCUAAGAAGCAGAAACUGUCCAGCCCUCAGCAGCAGCAGCAGCAGCUGACCGGGAGCGGCUCCAUCUCCUCCCCCAUGCCUUCCCAGCCCAGCCAGGGCGAGUCCAGCCCCUGCUCCGACAUGUCCAGCUUCGAGGAGCCCCCCUCCCCCUUAUCCGUGGCCAGCUCAGGGCCCCCGGUGCCCAGCCAGAACGAUCACGUGAGGAGCCCAAUGGUCAUGGACCAGGAGGAGGAUGAGGAGGACGUGAGGGGGGUCGGUGGUGGUGGUGGUGGAGGUGGAGGUGGUGGACGGGAACUGGCCAUGCUGCCACAGCACUUCCUGCCCUGCGAUCCCACCAAGUGGAACGUGGAGGAGGUCUACGAGUUCAUCCGCUCGCUGCCAGGCUGCCAGGAGAUUGCGGACGAGUUUCGCUCUCAGGAGAUCGACGGGCAGGCCAUGCUGCUGCUGAAGGAGGACCACCUCAUGAGUGCCAUGAACAUUAAACUGGGACCCGCACUCAAGAUCUACGCACGCAUCAGCAUGCUCAAGGACUCAUAGCAUAGCAUAGCACCUCCCCCCACCCCACAAGCCACAAGCCACAAGCUCUUCUGCGUGUGUGUGUGUGUGUGUGUGUGUACGCGCGCUCGUGCUCGUGUGUUGCUCGCUGUGUCUCUGUACUGAAUCUGUGUUGGUAGGACCGAGAGAGAGAGAGAGAGAGAGAGAGAGAGAGAGAGCAAGAGAGAGAGGGGGAGGGAGGGAAUGAGAUGUAUGCACAUUGGUGUGUUUGUGUUUGUAUAAAUCUGUUUGCUUGUUUGUAUGUGUGCCAGGGUGUGUGUCCAUACCAAUUUGUAUGGACUGUCUGUGCCAGUGUGUGUGUGUGUGUGUGUGUGUGUACAGUAUGCGUCUGCAUGUGUGUGGGCUGGAGACUCCUGACGGAAAACCUCCCGUGAGCUGGCAGAGAAAGGAGGAGGAGGAGAGGAGGAGGAGGAAGAGGAGAGGAGGAGGAGGAGAGGAGGUGGAGGACAGGCCUUGGCACUUCGGAGGAACACAACUGCACUAUGACUUUCUCUCCUCCCUCCAACCCUUCCUCCAUCCCUCCAUCUCUCCACCGUUCUCCUUGGAGAGAAUUAUUACCCAUGAGUCUCGGCUGACGGGACACGACUCCCCCCAUCCGGUCUUGAGAAGAACCUCCUCCAGAACGACAACACUUGAACAACUGCCCAUUUUAAAAUACACAUUUAAAAAAAAUGUAUUUUUUUGUUUUUUUUUAAUCAGCUUGUGAAGACUGACACAGUAAGGGCUGUCAUCAGAUACAGAGAAUGGAGACACUUGCUGUGCCUUGAACUGUCCUCCUGUGACCUGAUUGGAUGUUUAGGGGUUGUGGGGAUCAUUGACAUAGACGUUUUUUUGGGCUCAGACGUCAGGUGGUGCAACAGCAUCUAAUGGCCAUAAAUUAAUUAGUAAUUGGUGGUUGAUAUGCUGCAAUGAAUAUGCUUCUUAGAUAGUCCACUAAAAACAAACAAACAAACAAACAACUAAUAGCACUCAGAGAGCGCAGACCUCCGCCAAAGAAGCUGCUUAGUAGAACAUUUGACUAUGUUACAACCUAAGUCUUUCUGCCUUAUUUUUUGUGGAGUCCCCGCAAUUAAAUUUCUGGUCACUAGGGGCGUCUAGAUAUAUAGGCCAGCAAUGGUGAAGAAUCUUUUAAAAAGUCCUGCUUCCGGUUCGUGACCCGGAUCACCACCAGAAUUUGAUCACUUGUUCAUUGGGUCAUUACUAACAACUCCACGGUUUCGUCCAAAUCAGUGGAUAAGUUUAGAAAACAUUACCUCCUUGGCGGAGGUAAAAUCCAUACAAUAGUGGCACUGGUUGUUGUUGCGCUGCAUAUCUGUCUGCAUGUCUGUCUACGGUGGGAAUACGGGAUACUACUGUGGUUUUGGAUGCAACUAAGGAGCAGGAAGGAGGGGGGAGAGUGUUAUGUUGAACACAACGUCCUCUGCAGCCAUGAAAUGUUAGGAUGACUGAUCUGAAAAAAAGUUGAUUUGUUUCGUUGAUAUUCAGUGCUUUUGUAAUAUGAAUAAAUUAUUUGUGUGUGUGUGUGUGUGUGUGUGUGUGUUGUGUACUCUGUCUGUGUACUGAAUCUGUGUGUGUGUGUGUGUGUGUGUGUGUGUGUGUGUGUGUGUGUGUGUGUGUGUGUGUGUGUGUGUGUGUUGUGUACUCUGUGUACUGAAUCUGUGUUGGUGUGUGUGUGUGUGUGUGUGUGCGUGUGUGUGAAAGAGAGAGCAAGUGAGUGAGACAGAGACAGAGAGAUGGUAAGGCAAGAAGGAGUAUUUUUUUUUAAAGAGUUCGGUGCUACCUAAUUGUUUUUUGGAUAGUGCUGCUUACUUGAUGCACACCUGCCCUGCUCCCCAUCCGUGGACGUGUGGCUUGCUUCAUUCCAGGCCUCCAGAGGAAAAAGGCAAACACACAUUCCUGGCAGAAACGGUUUCAAACCACAUGCCAUGCAGGCAACCAAAAGCAUGUGGUGGUCUCCUUGUAUUUGGCUUGGCUAGGUGGCGUUUUGUUUUCGCCACCCUCUCUCCUAUCAUUUCUUGUACUGAAUGUGCACUUACUUAACGACGCACAAAAACGACUCUCCCUCCCACAUGCUCAUUACUGCAUACCUGACCAUCUGAAUGGGAUGAGUUAUGAGCAGAGAGAGUGAGAAAGGAUCUCUGUCCACUUCAAAGUUUAUUUUGACUUUUUGUCUUUUUUGUCUCCUCUUCUUUUGUGCUUUCCUCACUUUCCACACUCACUGAUACACUCGUGUGAUCUGACAGUGGGGAUCUACAGAGGGAUUUCUGGUAACACUUUACUUGACGCCGGCGUCAUACGUAUGACAUAACGGUGUCAUAACAUUGUCAUAAUGCAGUCAUGCAUGUGUCAUAAACAUUAUGUCAAUGUCAUAAACAUUGCAUGACUUUGUCUUUAAGUGACCUGUCUAAAGGUCUAACAAUGUCAAAUUUUCAUGGUCAUUAAACGUUUAUGACAUUGGCAUUGUGUUUAUGACUCGUUCGUGACACUGUUAUGUCAUACGUAUGACACUGGCGUCAAGUAAAGUGUUACCGGAUUUUAUUUAGAAGUCGGCUUUCAGGGACAAGCCAAGGAGAUGAGAACUGCAGCAGCAGUAGCAAAGUUGCUCCAUAGCCGGUUACAGUAUUCCCAGACUCUGAAUCACUCACUCAGCCUCCCAAACACACUCCUAUAGGUCAGAGCUGAAGACAAAUUAGCCCCUUCAGCCACAGGAGAAGCCAUUAGGUAGGUGUGUGUGUGUGUGGUGAUGGUGGUGGUGGGCGACGUGCCUUCUGUGGUGUGGCCUGAUCUGUUUUGCUUGAAGUUUCAUCAGAGGAAUGUGUUUGAGUACAAUGUACAGAUCACGCAUCUCUCCUCCUGAGAAAGCUCAACUGCUUGAGGCAUUCAAAGUACAUGAGAGAGAAUGUGUGCAUUUAUAUGUGUAUGUUUGUCCUCAUAACUACUUUUCUUUUUGUUUAUUUGAAUUGUUUUAUGUGCACAGUCAUUUCCCCUAUUUGGUAUGCUGUUUUGAUGUCCAAACUUGUAUGUGAGUAGAUAAACUUGUGAUUAUGUAGAAAAUAAUGUCUUUUGUUGGGUAUGAUGCUUUGUGAAUUGCUGAUAUUUAUCAAACUGAAUUUGUAAUAUAACUUUUUCAUUGAAACAGUAA